This is a messenger RNA of Colletotrichum lupini, 2712 nucleotides long. RefSeq lists its product as uncharacterized. The record is from RefSeq and is a predicted model, not a curated record. Lineage: Eukaryota; Fungi; Ascomycota; Sordariomycetes; Glomerellales; Glomerellaceae. The transcript has 19 exons. The coding region runs from base 1 to 2712 and encodes 903 amino acids.
AUGUGGGCGAGGAUCACUGAAUGGAGUCGGAAAAAGAAGAAGAGAAGCGAGAAAUUGGGAAUGCGGGCACAAAACAAAGUGCCCAUUCUCUUGCAUCUAGAUGCAUGGUUUAUCGACUACUAUCGUCCGGUCAUGGCGAACCAAACAUGCGAGCCUUGGGCAGAAAGACUUCACAUCAUCGCUGAAUUCCCAUUUGGCAUGGAUUUGUUGUUAAUGUUAUCCAUAAGAGUUGCCUUACCCAGCAGCGGUGAUACCCAGACAUACCUGAUCCAUACGCAGUAUCCGCAUCCCGGCUUCGGGAAUCUUGCGUCGAUGGCUGGCAAUUUUGUUUCCCUUUUGCCCAUUGUAGACGAAACGCUCGCGUCAGUCCUGUGCAGUGAGCACCCUGGGCAGCAAAAAAAGCAGGCCCGCCGCCGCAUGCCGCCGCAGUCAGUGGUGUUGAUGAUGUACAGGAUGACGUUGGAUGGGUGGACGGCAGUUGGCAUCCCCUCAUCAACCCAUCCUGAUGAUGACAGUGCCAAUGCUGCCAUCCCGUCUCGGGCCUUGUUCAUCCUGCCUCCGUCCUCCGAGUCUCAGAUCAUCCCCCGAAUCCCUCUCCUGGAGCUUGCAGCUGUCGACAUUCAAUCAGAAGCCAAAGGAAGCCUCGAUGAGUUGGUGUGGCAGCUCUUCAGUUCCCGUGUCUCGCAUCCCCUCACAAAAGUACACCCCCGUGCCUCAUUGCCUAUCCGAAAAAGGGAUCGAAUCGGGGAAAAGAAAAAGGGCAAGACAGGCGAGACAGGCUUGCUCAAGGGCCUCUGGGGCUCAAACAAGCGGUCCAAUGGUGCCAUUGUUCAUCCAUUGCAUCCUGACUGGUGGUAUUUUCCGAUGGACCACAUGGAUACGAAAAGGCCAAGCAAACCUUGCUGCACUCCUCUACGGAGUCACGGAAUACCUAAGGUAGGCAGGCUUCCCAAGGUGAUCCCAAGGAGAAUCUCUCGCACGAGUUACCCUUUAGACAUUGCUGGUGGUGGUGUCGUGCAUGUUGCGCGUUCAUGUUGCGAGUGUGUUGUUUUUCGAGAAGGGGGCAGGUUCCUGGAUUUCAUGGAUGGCAACCAGGGACAGCCUGGCCAUGUUGUUCUGGCUUGUCUGGUUCACCGUGACGACAACCCUCAGCGAGUGCUAAUUUGGGUGUCAAAGGGUGUUCGUCCAGUGGGUUGUAGUGGGGAUUGCAGGCCCGAAGGACCCGCUGGAAGCUGGGCUGAGCUGGUGACGGAGCGAGGCUGGUGUCUCACUGACGUACCUGCGCUGCCCAUGGUGAGGCAAGGCAAGUACCCGUCUCCGAUGGAUCUCUUCUCCUCAGCUUCUCCAUUUUCCAACAAGACAACAUCUGAUGCGACUAUCCGGCGGUCAGUCCCAACUCAACCAGAGUCUCUGAAGACGACAGUCAAGAGUCAAGGUACGGAAACGCUCAUCAACAACCACGACCCUUCAUAUCGUGGUGGAACUCCCCGAGGUACCUCCAAAGUACAUCUUGUCAUCUCCACAAGCCCAAGGUCCAGUCUAACUGAUCUUCCGUGGUGGAAGCCGCCCGUCUGUCCGUUCGCCCAGACUGCUCACGAACUUCUCACGGUCUCACCUCAACCACCUUGCCACGAAGCCGUCAACCUCGAUCUUGACGUGGAUCGUGACCAACAUCACAGCAGUGUCGAUGGUCGUGAACCCUUGGAGCCUGCUCCCCACAGCCACGGCCGCGCCAAAUGGCAGAUUUUUUCCCUCCUUGAGGAAACAUGCUUGGGCCCGAUGGAAGACAACCGACAGUUCAGCAUUCCAACUUCGGUCCUUUGGUCCAACGAGGUAGCCGCUACGAAGCGCGGUUGCAACAGUCGUCGGGUCUUGAACCGCGUCGCGCUACCAAUACUGAACCUCUACUAUUCACGUUGCGGCUUCUUGUUCCUGUCAUUCGUCGAGACCUGCUUUCACGAUCAUGGCCAAUUCCCACUGCAUCGUGGUCUAGGCAAGCCCGACACGAACGAAAGGGAUUGGCAAAUGGCGAGUGCUCGAUUGUUGCAACAGAUCAAGCUCGUUCGAGUACGGCCGGUGCUGCAGCUCUGCAUCUGCAUCUGCAUCGCAUCGUGGUCGACUUUGGCCUCGGGCUGCGGAUAUCUCGAUGAUCCUUCCAGCCAACCAAACUUAAAAACCUCAUCCCACACCUCAUGCAUCCACACAAACCACACCGUCCCAUCCAUCUCACGCGCGCAACUGAUGGGACGAUGGAUUACCUACACCAGAGCACCUGAACCUGACAUGCAUCAUAUCCCGACCACCAUCGUUUGGGACCCCAGCCUUGCCUUGGAAACCUCUGCUAGCGUCAGAGAUCAGAGACCAACCGCUGGUAGUUUGCAUAACACUCUCCGCAUCAUCCCCUAUUUCCCAACCCAAGACUCCCAACACCUCGAGCUCGGACGGUCAGACUAUGGACGAGCAAACGCACAGCCUUCCUCCAGAGACAGCUUUCCCCACAACAUAAUUCUGCUGCCUUGCUCCUGCGAGCGCAAGAUUUCCUACCGUCAGUGCAUUCGUGUCGCCAUAGCAGUGGACGUGGCCGUCAGCCACGGCCGUAUUGCGGAUUGUCGGUCCAAAAUCGCCCAUCUGCUUGCCUAUGGCUCGGUUGCGUCUACGAGAGCCAAUGCUUUGCGGUACGGAGUACCUUGGAGCUCCGUUCUCUUUGUUUGA